AUGUCGCAUAGCACUGGCCCCUUUCCCGGGCAGUCGAACGCCGCACUGCCUAAUAUGGCAUGCGGCACCUUCCCGAACCAGCAUGCCGUUCAACCCCCUUCUCAGCACCCGGGACCAUUGAGCUCUCACCCGCCGUUCCGGGGAAGAGCUCCUUCCUUCUAUGGUCAGGCUGCUCCGGGCCAAGGUGCCGGAACCGGGGCCCACUCUGGACCACACCCGAUGGUCAACGGCAACGUCCACGGUAGCAUCAACGGGAAUAUGGUCACGGGCGACGAUUCUUGGAUUCCGUCUGCUCACCAGGUUAUUUCCAAUGCUCUGCGAUCCAGUGGACUUGUCAACGUCCAGAACCACAGCAUGAUGGGAGGCCAAGCUACCAUGAACGGUGCUUCUCAGGAACAGGCCCCUCAGGUGAACGGAGUUGAACCUGGCCCACCUACUGGUCUUCUGUCUCCUCCUCAUAGACACUCGGAGAUGACCCUCUACACUGGAGUCCCCAACAACGGUGGACAUAUCAACCAUGGUCACUCCAACAGUGGACAUUCUGUUCUUGGGCUUCCUGAUGCUGGAAUGCUCAAUGGCGGAACGCCCAACGGUGUGCUCCCUGUCAACGGAGUUCCUAACAAUGGUUUCACCAACAACGGACUUGCUCAUCCUUCAUUUGCUAACACGGGACUUCCCAACGGAGUGCCUUCGAUCAAUGGUCUUCUCGCCAAUGGGGUUGUUCCCAAUGCUGGUUUCCCCAAUACUGGUCCUCCCAACGUUGGGUUUCCUAAUAACGGAGUCGCCAACAAUGGACUUACCAACGGCAGACUUUCCAGUGGUCUGUCUGUCCCUAUGGGCAGACUCCCUCAGAGCCAGUCGUACACUGCUGGUCUCACUCAGAGCAACUCCCAGAACUCUGGUCUCUCGCUCAUGAGCCCUGGCGAUACUCCUCACGAGAUUACCGUUCCUCGCGCUCGAGUUCCUUUCUCCAGCCCCCUUGCUAACGGGCGUCUGACUGAGCCUCGCAACUACGCUCCUCGCACUUCGGGUCAGCCUGUUGAACGUCUGCCCCCUCCUCGCUUCAACCUGAACUUGGAGUCGAUUCCGGCUGUGUCUGAGAAUGUUCCUCAGGAGACGUCCCAGGAUCCAUUUGGAAGCCCUGCUCCUUCUGAUGCUACCUCUCUGACCCCGUUUCCCAACUUGCCACCUCCUACCGUUCAGAUGGCAAUGUUGGACAAUGCGCAGCUGGACCGGGCCAUGGAGAUGGCUCUCAUCAAGGCCAACGUUCCCAAGUCGGACAAGCUUCACCAGCUGACGGGCACGUACACGGGCUUUCCCAGUCUUCAGAUGGCUCUUAACGUGAACUUCUUCCCGUUCAUUGAUGGCCCUAGCUCAGCUAAGCCGGUCACCUACGGUGUCAUCCGCCUGAAGAACAUUCCAUUCUCUACCAAGCGUGCAGAGGUCGUGGCUUUCAUCGGCCGCAAUAGCAAGAUGCUCAAUGAUGCCGACGAGCCGGUGCACAUCAUCAUGGACCGUGCCACGUCCAAGACCAUGGACGCAUUUGUCGAGUUCCAGACCAUGGAGGACGCAAUCCGCUGUGCUGAGCGCCAUCACCAGUUUGCUCAGACCGGACGUGUCAGUCGUCUUGGUGAUCGUCCUAUCGAAGUCGAGCUGUCUAGCCAGGCCGCUCUCAUGAGAGAGCUCUACCCUCUUGCUCGUGGCGUUUUCUGGGAUGGUGCCACUCCUAACAUCCUGCCUCCUUGUGCUCGUGAGCCCUGGGGCAACUUCAAGGGUUUCAUUUCUUGCGAGGAAAUGGUGAUGCUGGUCAAGCAUGUCGAGGUUCCUCACCGAUCCCCUUUCUCCAAGGAGUGUCCCCAGCGCCCCUACGAGUGCCUCAUCAGCACUCUUGGCAAGUUCCCCUGGUUCGCCACUGACUUCAUCACCGUCGCCCAGCGUGGUGCCAUGUACAAGGCCAGCUUCAAGCUGAUCCGUCUGCUUCUCGGGGCCGUUUCCCGAAACGAUGACCCAGUCAACCUCAACCACCAGCUUUUCAGACGUGUUGUUGCCUCGGUCAUGAAGUGUAAGGGGUUUACCAUUCUUCAGAAGGACAACAUUGCGUUCCUAGUUCAGAUGGGACAGGCAGAGCAGCGCAUGUACCACCAACCUGAGAAUGCCAGCUCUUGGGUUCACCAGUACUCUGUUGCGGUCAAGCCUGGUGUCCCUCAGGAUGUUCUUGAUUGGUACAUCCGAGUCAUUCGCGAGCAGUCGACUCGAGAUGUCCUUGUUCGCCCUAUUUCUGAACGCACCGCGAUUCAGGAAACCCUCAAGGAAACGGAUGAGUACUAG
This is a messenger RNA of Fusarium falciforme, 2328 nucleotides long. RefSeq lists its product as hypothetical. The record is from RefSeq and is a predicted model, not a curated record. The transcript is spliced from 7 exons. Gene Ontology annotation, molecular function: nucleic acid binding. Bases 1 to 2328 code for a protein of 775 amino acids. NCBI's taxonomy places the organism in Eukaryota, Fungi, Ascomycota, Sordariomycetes, Hypocreales, Nectriaceae.